GACGAUGACACACCAUACUGCAUUUGUCGGGGACCAGAUGAUGGCCGCUACAUGAUUGCCUGUGACAGUUGCGAUGAAUGGUAUCACAUCGAUUGCCUCAACCUCAACCUGAAGCACGUUCGGGCCCUUGAGGCGACCCAUCAGACCUACACUUGCCCUAAAUGU
This is a messenger RNA of Monosiga brevicollis MX1, 165 nucleotides long. RefSeq lists its product as uncharacterized. Gene Ontology annotation, cellular component: Set1C/COMPASS complex. The annotation marks the transcript as partial. NCBI's taxonomy places the organism in Eukaryota, Choanoflagellata, Craspedida, Salpingoecidae. The record is from RefSeq and is a predicted model, not a curated record. The transcript has a single exon.